AUGAGUGUGAAGGAAAAGGUGAAAACGGACCGAGAAACAAAGAAAGAAAUCGACCCAUUUAGGACAGUGGACUUUUCAAACAACUUCCGUCGACUUUAUAGGAUUAAUGAAUACAUUAACAGCUACAUGGUGAUGGAAGACACAAUACUCAUAGGGUCGAGUAUUGGCCACGUCUUUUUGUUUUCGAAGAACGAAGGGUAUAAGUCAGACACCUGUUUUGAUGAAGUUCCUGUUGUCGGCUUUGCUCUGUACAAUGAAGAAGUUGCUUUGGUGAUUCAACCAGAAAAGAUCCUUAAAAUGGAUUUGGUGAAUAGUAAAGUGAUAGGAGCAGUGAAGACGUUUGGAGAGAGACAAAUUGUUUCUGCGACAUACAAUCCGACCGACUUAAAACAGUUUUGUUGUGUCUUACGAAACCAAAAGACGAAGGAAUAUUCGUUGAAGGUAGACAAUCAACUCGACCGGACUUUUUCAGAUAAGGUGAUACCAAAUAGUAGUGGCGAGAAAUGGAAUACCCUCAACAAAUUGAAGUGGUUUGGGAAAACGAUUCUAAUGAUUCUGUCGACUCGUGGGGCUGAGGGGAAGUACACGAAUAUCACUAUCGUCUACUUCGACUUGUCAAAACAGAAGUUCUCGAACAUCCAAUUUGGUAAAUUAGAAAUCGACGCACAAGCCCUUUGUUCGGUGACACAAGUCAAUUCGGAGACGGUGAUCAUCACUUGGGGAUUCAUUAAAGGCGAGUUCCAAGCGAGUCCUUCAUUUGCGUAUGAUGGAGAAAAGACUUUUGAAGCACCAACGACUUUCUUCUUACCACACAACGUCACAGACAUCUACAGUACUGGGAUGGUCAAUGAUAAAAUGAUCGGAUAUGUCUAUUGUGAGAAUAAUGUCGACCCCAAAUAUGGGUUAAGAUACUUGGUGAGCAACGAUGAAAGAGAUAAAGUGCCGACAUACCCUUCUAUUAAGAAAGAUGAUAUCUCUUCCACGUUAUUUGAACUGUAUGGAGACAGAGUGGACAAAAUACGAACAAACGAGAGUGGAGACAAAAUAGUCUCAGAGGACGAAGACAUCGAGAAUGAAUACAACGAGAAGAGUGACUGCAUUUGGCUGUUGACUAAAAAGACGUUCAUCAAAAUCACUUUACUGAACGACAACGACAUCAUCGACGGAUGGACUAAGGACAAACAGUACAAUUUGAUCUUAGACCGAGUCGCCAAAAUUCAUAUGGAAGUCGACGUGACUGGGUUUUGGGAGAACUUCAUAUUAGGGUUUAAGAACAAGCUGGUUCAAGUUGAGAAUUCUGAAGACGGGUACCAAAUCAUGGAGACUUAUUUAGACAAUGGGAUGAUGAGUGUCGGGGACUUUGCAGAAUUGUGUUUGAAGUAUAACACGACGAAGAAGGAAUUUAAAGAUAAGAACUCGAAAGAAUCGAAAGAGCAGAAGAAGCGGUAUGUGAAGGAUUUAGAUAACAUGAACACUAUUAUUAACUUCUUUACCGGAUAUACACUCUAUGAAGUCUCUAAGAUAUACACCCGAUAUAACGAACUCUGUGAGGCGUUUAAGAACUUUAAGAAGAAUAAAGAUAACGUCAUUUCAUAUCAACAGGCGUUCAAUGUGUUAAACAACUCCAUUGUCAAAGAAACGAUUCAAGUAGUGAAAGGAGUGUCUGACUUCUCUGCAGUCUCGAAAGAUGACACGAUGAGUCUUUUAAUCACUGAAAUAGAUAAAUAUCGAACACUUCUGUUAUUCCCAAAGAUGCCAAAUUUCAUUCAAGAACAAAUUGCGAUGAUAUAUAUGAAAAUUAAAACAAAGGAAGAGACACAGAAAAGAGUGUUUGAAGUGUUCAAUUUGCGAUAUAAAUUGGAGAACAUGUUACUCAAAGAGGCACAAGACUUUGUCUUCAAAUUGAAGAGUCCGGAACUGCUUGAAAUCUUUUUAACGCGAUUACAAGAGAUCUAUGACGAGAGAAUGCAAUCAGUCGUCGACAAAGAUCAACUAGUUCAAGAGACUCAAAAUGUGUUUACUUCAGACGGCUACGACAUCACUAAUUUAGUGAAACGAGUGAAGAACAAAGCCGGCUUUGAGACUCCUCUAGUCGUUGAAAUUAUUAAUUCAAGUACUACGACAAACCCUAAGAGUAAUUUAAAGUACAAAUUAUAUCAAAUGCUCUUUAAGUUACUGCGAGAAAAGAAUGAAAGUCUUUCUGUCUUUGAUGACACCGUACGACCAAAAUAUAAUGAAACAGAUACGUAUGAAAGAUUCUUAUUAGAUGCAGCAAAUAGUGAUAGGAACACUCCUUUAGACGCUACAAAUAGUGACAAAAACAAGAAAGUAGUCGUGGAUCAUAUUAACAAUAUAUUAAGUCAAUUCACAUCAUACGAGCAAUUCAUGAAGACGACUAAUAAGACGGCGAAAAAGGAAACAAAUCAAAAGGACGAGAAAACAGACACUCUGUCUAUUGGAGAUGAAAGUAAAAGAGAAGCGUAUGAUACUAUUGCAAGUGUGAUGGACGUCGUCAAUUCACUCAGCUUCGAAUUUUCAAAAAAUUUGGUCGACCAGAAGAACUUCCCAAGAUGUCCGUGGGCGGUUACUCUUUUAUACUCUUUAUCAGCUUAUAAGGAUAGAUUGGUCGACACGUUACCUGAAAAUAAUGAUUUGAAAACAUACGCGCAACCAAUUUGUGAGGGGCUCAGAGUCGCUGAGUUGAAGUCGAAAGCGCUGUCGAGAGUCAUGGAAAUGGCACUGAAUGAACAGUACUUGAAAGUCAAUUCAAAAUUGAGGAAAUAUAAGAAGGGGGUUGUUCUUGAUUUCACUGAGACGUGCACAAACAAAGCGGGUGAUAUUGGCGACGACUUCUAUGUUUUUAAAUGUGGUCAUUAUGUUUGUAGUGAGUGUAUGUCUUUAAAGAGUGAAGACCAAAUCGAGUGCAUCAUGUGUAAACUCAAAAAUGCAAAUAAAAAGGACAAGUCCACAGCAAAGCAAACUGCAGCACUCAAAGAAAAAGAGUUCAAAGAUCAAGCUGAGAAAACAGAACUAACGGUUUGA
Molecule: messenger RNA, 3042 nt
Organism: Entamoeba invadens IP1
Lineage: Eukaryota; Evosea; Mastigamoebida; Endamoebidae
Exons: 1
Coding region: 1-3042 (1013 amino acids)
Source: RefSeq, a predicted model, not a curated record